AUGUCCUACUUCCUGAGUAAUUUAAAAAGCAGUUUGAAGCUUGACUUAGAAUUGGAGGUGUCUGCUAGAUCCCGAAUUGUGCACGAAAAGAAACAGACCCAUGCACUGACUCUUUGUUUCUUUUUUUUUUUUUUUUUCAGUUUUUUGGCACUGACUUCCCUUCGGCUGGUGUUCUUGGUUGCAUUUGGCCUGAUAAUAAUAAUUUGUUUAGAUCAGUGGAAGAAUAAAAUCUGGCCUGAAAUUAAAGUGGCAAGAUCAGAUGAAUUGGAAAAUGAGAGCUGGGGCUACGUUCACCCUCAGUUGCUGAGUGUGCCGGAGCUGUGUCACCAUUUAGCAGAAGGAUGGGUGACUGGGGUCACCUUCUUAAGGAAUCUCUUCAUUUUCAAAAAGCAAAAUCCUGGCAAGUUUUGUCUUUUAGUAUGUGGAGUCUUUACUUUCUUGGCUGUUCUGGGCCGGUACAUUCCUGGAGUCCUGCUCUCAUACCUUAUGCUGCUCUUCAUCCUGCUAUGGCCCCUCGCAGUGUACCACAAACUGGGGCAACGCAUGUACCUGAAGCUGGAGCCAGCUCUGCAGCGGCUGGAUUUCAGCGUUCGAGGCUACAUGAUGUCAAAGCAGCGAGUGAAGCAAUUGCGUCAGCGAGCGCUGAACCAGGAGCAUGCUGACACUGGAAGUGACAGUGAAGAAGAACUUGCUGCAUUCUGUCCCAAGCUGGAUGAUUCUGUAGUUGCUAAGGAACUGACUAUCUCUGACUCUGAGCAUUCAGAUGCUGAAGUUUCCUACACUGAGAACGGGACGUUUAACCUGUCAAGGGGACAGACUCCACUGACUGAGGGAUCUGAAGAUCUCGAUGGUCACAGUGACCCUGAAGAAUCUUUUGCCAGGGAUCUCCCUGACUUCCCUUCCAUUAAUCCAGAGGUGACUGGAAUAGAUGAUGAAGAUGACACCAGCAUUGGGAUUCCCAGCCUUGCUUACCGCUCUCAAGGCAUUGAAGAUCUACGUCACCCGUAUGACCGAGGCGAAGCUGUCCCCGAGCUCCUAACUGGGGCAGGGCCAUCUGUGCACAAUCUUACAAAUAACUUAGCUGGAUUUGUCACCAGGGGCAUGAUACAAUUAGCCUUGUCAGGAGCCUCUGAGCCAGGCCCUGUUUGCAGUGACAAUCCCCAGAGAGGCACAAAAACCUAUCUUAGAACCUCCAGCUCCGACUUGGACACGGAUGCAGAAGGGGAUGACUUUGAACUGUUGGAUCAGUCAGAGUUGAUCCAGCUGGAUCCGGCUAGCUCCCGAGGCCAGUGAGCAAUCGCACUUCUUUCCCUUCUGAUUUUUCUGUCAUGAGUAGCAGAGGGGAAUCUUCAGCAGCAAAAGCGUUGUGUAGUAAUCUAAAUGGUCUCUUGUGUGUACAAGUAGUGGCAACCAGGCCUGGCUGGGUACAUCACUGUGAUGUGACUUUGUAGGGCAAGCUUGGAUUUCAAAAUAAACUGUGCUUGGUAAUUCACGGGGCAGAA
This is a messenger RNA of Pelodiscus sinensis (Chinese soft-shelled turtle), 1502 nucleotides long. Lineage: Eukaryota; Metazoa; Chordata; Testudines; Trionychidae. The record is from RefSeq and is a predicted model, not a curated record.